AUGAGCUGCCUGUCAGGAGAGCUCACCCAGUCAACACCCAGACCUUCACAUACGAAACCUGCAGGUCUGAGGGCAGAAUUUGACUUCGGUUCCAAAGUGAUACACGAAAGUGAACUGGGAAUUAAAGGCUUUGUGGGCACUGGUGAUAAAUUCAACUGUAUCCUAGAAUUCAUCAGUGUGGCGGUGGGACUGGUCAGCAUUAGAGGUGUGGACAGCGGCCUUUACCUCGGAAUGAACGAGAAGGGAGAACUCUACGGAUCUGAGAAGCUAACUUCUGAAUGCAUCUUCAGGGAACAAUUUGAGGAAAACUGGUACAACACUUACUCAUCCAACGUGUACAAACAUGGAGAUUCAGGGCGACGAUACUUUGUAGCACUUAACAAAGAUGGUACCCCCAGAGAUGGAGCAAGGUCCAAAAGACACCAGAAAUUCACGCAUUUCUUGCCCAGGCCCGUGGAUCCUGAAAGAGUUCCAGAACUGUACAAGGAUGUGUUGGGAUACAGCUGAGGAGGGACAGAAGUUCGAAAAAGACCCAUCCCGGAGACAUUUGAUCCUACUGCUUUGUCUGUGGCAAUAUCCGCGUGGAGAAUUUGCAGAAUUCUACAGUACUGGAUUUG
Messenger RNA from Struthio camelus australis, 617 nucleotides. NCBI's taxonomy places the organism in Eukaryota, Metazoa, Chordata, Aves, Struthioniformes, Struthionidae. The record is from RefSeq and is a predicted model, not a curated record.